Molecule: messenger RNA, 1828 nt
Organism: Cornus florida
Lineage: Eukaryota; Viridiplantae; Streptophyta; Magnoliopsida; Cornales; Cornaceae
Exons: 5
Coding region: 158-1048 (296 amino acids)
Biological process (GO): fatty acid metabolic process
Molecular function (GO): NAD+ binding; oxidoreductase activity, acting on the CH-OH group of donors, NAD or NADP as acceptor
Source: RefSeq, a predicted model, not a curated record
GAAUGGUAUCAUUAUCAUGACAGUAAUCGACGACCGAGAUGCGAGCUCACAGUUAAGAGAGUGUCUUACUGUCUUCAUUACAUUUCUCUUUGUAUGUAUUGUUGUCGUCUCGGACGCGUAGGCAACUGGUAGCAGAGGCGGAGGCGGUUGUGACGGCAUGGCGGAGAUUAAGAGUAUAGCAGUUAUUGGUGGCGGACAAAUGGGAUCGGGAAUUGCCCAACUCGCCGCUGUCUACGGCAUCGACGUCUGGCUUCACGAUACCGAUGCCGACGCUCUCACCAGAGCCACCGAAUCCAUCUCUAAUUCCAUCCAGCGCUUCGUCUCCAAAGGUCACCUCUCUCAGGAAGAAGGGACUAAUGCUAUCAGACGUUUACGGUGUACUUCAAACUUGGAAGAUCUUCAUUCUGCGGAUGUUAUAAUUGAAGCCAUUGUGGAAUCUGAAGAAGUGAAGAAAUUGUUGUUUUGUGAACUAGACAGGAUCGCCAAAGUUUCCGCCAUUUUGGCAUCUAAUACAAGUUCCAUUUCGAUAACUCGUAUAGCGUCUGCUACAAGUAGACCACACCAGGUGAUUGGCAUGCAUUUUAUGAAUCCUCCUCCUAUCAUGAAACUGGUUGAGAUUGUUAGAGGGGCAGAUACAUCAGAUGAUACAUUUAAUUCAAUUAAAGCAUUGGCAGAGAGGUUUGGCAAGACAGUCGUUUGCUCCCAGGAUUAUUCUGGCUUCAUUGUAAACCGAAUUCUAAUGCCGAUGAUAAAUGAAGCAUUUUGUGCACUCUAUACUGGAGUAGCAACAAAGGAGGACAUUGAUACAGGAAUGAAGCUGGGAACAAAUCAUCCAAUGGGUCCUCUGCAACUUGCAGAUUUCAUUGGAUUGGAUGUUUGUUUGUCAAUUAUGAAAGUUCUUCAUGCUGGCCUGGGGGACGAUAAAUAUGCUCCAUGCCCUCUUCUUGUGCAGUAUGUUGAUGCUGGUCGCCUUGGAAAAAAGAGAGGUAUUGGGGUGUACAAUUAUCUUAAGGUACCUGAACAGAAUAAACCAUCAUCUCGACUUUGAAGUGUUGACAGCUAGAAAAUGACGAGCCUAGACAUCUUCCAUUAUGUGAGACAGAGAAAUCAAAAGGAGGACGUCUUUGUCAAUAAAAGUCAGCAAACAUGACCCACAAGAACAGCCUGUUAAGGAGCCCAUGUUCAUGACCAACCCCACACCCUAGAGGUGUCUUUAAUAGGAGGUAGGUAUCUAUUAAAGAUGAAAGUGACUGAAAUGGCAUCCAAUGGUAUAUGAAAAGAAGAUAGAAAGAGGAAUUAAAGCUGACCUUUCUAUAUGCAUUGUGGUAGCUGAAUAUUUUGUGAUCUGGUCUAGGCAGAGGAGCAAUGAAGUUCUUGUUUCAGUGCCCAUGCUGCUCCUGCUUCUGCUUCAUGAAGCCCAAGACAGGCAAACCAAAGGAGAAGGAAGCCAAACCUCCUGCCAAGGUAGAGAAGAAAGAAGAGAAGAAGGAAGAAGUGAAGAAGGAAGAAGUGAAGGAAACCAAGGGAGAGUGACAUUCAGCUGCAUCAGGCAGCCAGCGUCGUGGGCUUGUUGAGUAAUAUUUUCUCAAUUACAAGAAUGCAUGUACUUGUUUCAAUCAUAUGCAUCUUUGGAAGUUGACUAAUGAAUCUAUUCUCAAAUGCCCUUGUAUGGAAAAUAAAGGGGUAUUCAGUCUGUUCUUAAUGUUGUUUGUGAGUCAUCUCCCAAUUGUUGUAAAAAUGAUUUGAUCUUUAGCAUAUGUAUUUUGGUUGACUGUAAUUUGCAAAGAAUAUAUCCAAGUAAAUGCAUAACAGAGGCUCUUGUGAUCUA